AUAGAAGUAAACUCAAAACAAUGAUAGGGUGCGCCAGCAGUUUUGAGCAUAUACAUACUAGGAAGAAUAUUAAUACGCAUUCUCGAUCAUGCAAUUAAAGUUUGCAAAACUUAAAAUAUGAAGCCACUUUCGAUUGAUUUUGGACCUCGAAAUAAGACCUUUAUUUAAUUUUGGAGUUAAAAAUGUUUAAUCUUAAUAAGAAAUGCACGCGAAUGAAAUUGUGCACACGGACAAUUGGGACAUUGGGAACAUGGACAUUAAAAUUUUCGAUAUAAUUAUUAAUUAUUUUAAUUCGAUAAUGAUAAAUAUCGACGAUGUACAGAUACAUAGACUUAUCUGCCAUAAUAAGGAAUCGAAAAGUAAAUAGUAUUAUUUGGGGCACUUCUAUUUUAUUUUUAUUUGUUAAUUCACACUAAUUGAGGCUUUCGAAAAGUAAUUUUAUUUGCUUUCAAAUUCUGACAAGGUUCGUACACAUUCUCGACUUUCAUUUUGAGGUUAUGUGCACUAAAACUACAUCGUAUUAUUACGUUAAAUCUAGUUCCGAAUAAUUUGUCCGAUAUCCACAUUCGUAACAAUUGUAAUAAUCAAUUCGAAACGAAAUGUGAUCGUAAACUGACAGCUGUCACCUAUAUAUAUACUAUGUGGUAGUUUUCUUUGCUGUGAAAUCAAACUGAAAACGAUGGAUUUCUUUCGCGUGAUUUGAAAUUGGAAUUAAGGGAAUAAAAGUUGUAAUUAACGAUACACGAUAACCGAGGGUGCAUCGUUUUAUGCGAACACGGAAAGUCUCUACAUAAGAGGCGUGCGGUAACAGUAGUGACAAAACGUUUUGCAGCGGCCGGUGUCUCUUUGGGUGGGGAAAAUCAAUAGGAAAACUCGAGUUCAAAUCAGAAGUAUGGGUCAUUAACGUUUAGCGGAUGAAACGCGUGGUGUUAUUUUCGAAUGAUUUGCCGUGUGUGUGUGAUGUGUCCUUGCCCGUGGAACCUUCAAGAUGACAAUUUCGUCGAACGGUGCCUUUCGACGCGUGCGAAAGCUUCGCGAAAUGUAGAAUAAAGCGGCGACCUUUGUAACAGCUGUGUCGAACAAGAAGAAAAUGUUAAGAUAUUGUAUAAUUAUCGGUGCUUCUUGACAUCCAGUUUGGAAGACGGUACCACACAUCGAGUUGCACGUAACAAUGACGAUAUUUCGAAAGAUAUUAUUGGUUUGUUUCGCGUCGUGUAUCCUGUCACGGAUCGACCACGUCGAAACCACUCAUAUUUCGGGUACUUUCAAUACAAAAGAGUUUUUUCGAUUUCUCGUAAAAUUUGGUUUCCAAAAGACCGAUCGUCAUCGGCAGAAAGAUUCGUACGGAUACAUUUUCGGCAAUGUAACGUCGAGAACGAAUUUCUCCGAGCCGAUUACCUUGGCAGUCUUGGAUCGAGGUCAUUUUAUAGAGUAUUAUGGUAAUCGUACCCUGGAAGAUAAGAGUACUGCUUGUACUCUUAUGUUUAACACCUUGAAUCAAAGCUCUUACGAUGUACACUGUAACGAGGAAGGUCAAGACUUUUUGAGGAGAGUACCUUGCCUGAAAGGUAAACUAUGCCCAGACGAAGAUUCCAUAUGGAACAUCGUAAAGGGACACCAAUUCACAUAUGUCAUACAAGAUUUUUGGCAGCCACGUUUUUGGUACAUGAGUUUAGUGGCAUGCUACAGAAAUACGACUACCUGUCAGUGGGAAUAUUAUGACAAACACGAUGUAUUAGAGUACGAUAUUUGGCUAGUAAAUGGUAAUCCAAAUACUAGCGGCCUAAAUAGUUUGACAUACCAGUUUUCGUACGAUAGACAAAACACCAUUGAAUUGUACUUGCUGUUUUUCACGUGCUAUAUUAUACUUGUGCCACUACAGUUAUAUGCAGUGAGAUUACAAAAGCACCCUGUGACGAGAUUAUUCACUGCUAGUCUGAUAUUAGAGUUUAUAGCGGUGUGUUUAAUUUUGAUACACGUGAUCAAAUUUGCUCUUGAUGGAGUUGGCUAUGAACAGUUAGAAGUUGCUGGAGAUAUUUUUGAUAUUCUAUCGCGAACAUCAUUCAUGUUAUUGCUUCUCUUACUUGCCAAAGGAUGGGCAGUAACACGAAUGGAAUUAACAUGGAAGCCAUUAGUUUUUGCUAUAUGGCUUUGUUAUGGAAUGGUCCAUGUUCUGCUAUAUGUAUGGAACAUGACAGAGGUCGAUAUUAUCGAAGAUAUUGACGAAUAUCAGACAUGGCCAGGCUGGUUCAUUCUUUUAUUUCGAAGUGCAAUAAUGAUCUGGUUUUUAUGCGAGUUACGGAAUACCAUGACAUACGAGCAUAAUACUCAAAAAUUAAACUUUUUACUUCACUUUGGCGCAUCUUCUUUAGUUUGGUUCAUUUAUCUACCUAUCAUAGCGCUCAUAGCCCUUCAAGUAAGCGCAUUGUGGAGGUUUAAAUUAUUGUUAGGUAUUACAUACUCUGCUGAUUUUUUUGCGUAUUGUGUAAUGGCACGUUUACUUUGGCCGACACGGAGCGAACAAUACUUUUUACUCGCACAAGGAGCAGACAACGGCGAUGAGCUCGACGAGUUCAACGAAGCACCACACGUACUGAACAAUUACGUAGAACCUCCAGAACUUAGUAAAAUAAUUACUUAACAUCAGAUCACAAAUGACAAAGGGCUACACAGAUAAGAACUCAAACUUAUAUAGUUUGAUGCGUGCUAUAUUUGCCAAAUGGUAAAAUUUUAUAGGGUUGAUAAUACUCUGCUACAUGCUACUUGAGACUGAUGUAUUCUGCACACUCUGUAAUUAGUGAUAUACUAAUAAUCAAAUUCAUAUAUGUGAUAGAAAGUCAAUAAUUGACGCAGGAAAACUAAAAUGGGUGAGUAUGAUAUGAGUACCUUUGGGUAAUUAAUUUAUCGUUUAUCAAGGAAACAAAUACACGAUUAAGUUGUAGCAAUUUGUAGAUACUGAAUCAUAAUGUUAAUGUACGAUGUUUAUGUAAUAUAUAAUGAUAAUGUGUAAUGAAUGUAUAUUUAUAACUUUUAUGUCAAUGUACAUAACGGUAACAUUUAGCUGUCGAAUAUUUAAUAUUAGUAUGAUGUGUUAUGACUAGUGAUAAUCAGGUAUACAUAGUCUCAUACUGCUCAUUUCUACUUACUUACAGUGUUAUUAAAAACAUUCCUCCUAGCGCUACAACGUAAUCCGACAACUUUAGUUUACUCAUGUCAUACUCUUAAAUCAUAUCUGUUUAACGUUAACGACACUGUUUUAAUCUUCAACUUAUUUUUCAUUGCUAUUUAUCGAUUACAUCUAGGAAAUUUAAUAAGGUAAUUAUAAAAUUAUAUUUAAGAAAUUUUCAAAUCCUGUACUAUGGUACACAUUUUGUAUGGUACCACCGAUACCACAUUUUGUAAUUACAUAAUAUUCGCUCUGUACGAAAAUUACUACACCGCGCGCUUGAAAGAAUAUGAAAAUUUAAAUUUACAUCAGUGUGACUUUCUUCACGUUUUAAUCUAACGGAAUGUAUUUGCAUAGAAGCAUGUAUAACUAUAACAUGUAUAAACGAAAUUGUGCAUUAGUACAUUAUACACAAGAUUUUCACAAAGAAAAGUAUUCUUUAUGCAUUUGUAAUUUUUGUCAGUAUUACAUUAAAAAUCCAUACACUGUAUUACAUUUCAAGUAAUCAAUCAAAUCAUUACAAAUAUAACUUUUAUAUGUAUUUUAAUAA
Messenger RNA from Hylaeus anthracinus, 3716 nucleotides. RefSeq names its product integral membrane protein GPR180. The transcript has 5 exons. Bases 1172 to 2641 code for a protein of 489 amino acids. Gene Ontology annotation, biological process: response to pheromone; G protein-coupled receptor signaling pathway. The record is from RefSeq and is a predicted model, not a curated record. NCBI's taxonomy places the organism in Eukaryota, Metazoa, Arthropoda, Insecta, Hymenoptera, Colletidae.